CCGAGGACACACCGAGUGGGACAUGCACGUUUGUUUACAGUCCGACAUGAAAAAAGCGGUGCACACAGCCAUAAUCGGACUGAGGGCUCCCUGCGUUUAAAUGGACAGAGACAGAGGAGGAAGAGUCUGCCGUAGAGGGAGAGGGAAGGGAGGCAGUCGAGGUGGAGAGGACAGAGAUGUCCGCCUGUCUAAAUCAAUGUCUUAUGCUCUUCGCCAUGGAGCCAACAAGAUGGGUCUUCACAUGGGUACAGAUGGUUUCCUCUUUGUGGAGGACCUCCUGGCUCACCCACAGUUCCGCUCGUACUCACUGGAGGAUGUUGAGAGAGUCGUGGCUGCAAAUAACAAGCAGCGCUUUAAGCUUCGCUUCCACCCGGACGACGGCCGCUUGCAGAUUCGAGCCAAUCAAGGCCAUUCAGUGCAGGUAAUGGAUUUGGAGCUGAAACCAGUCCUGGCUGGUGCUCCAGACUGUCCUACUGAGGCCGUCCACGGCUCCUACAUCCGCAACUGGAGCUCCAUACAGCAGCAGGGCCUGAGCCGCAUGAAAAGAACACACAUCCAUCUGGCGCCAGGCCUGCCAGGAGAGGAUGGCAUCAUCAGCGGCAUGAGGGGAGACUGUGAUCUAGCCGUAUUUAUUGAUGUCCCAAAAGCUCUUGCUGAUGGUAUUGAGUUCUUCUGGUCAGAGAACGGCGUGUUGCUGACUGCAGGCGACACAGAGGGAAAACUUCUCCCCAAAUACUUCAGUCAAGCCCUAAAACUGAAACCAACAAGGAGCAUCUUGCCACUGCAGUAGAAGUAGAGGAUACUGAUCUGUCAUUGGUCACAGAGGGACUCACUUGACCGUGUUAGCAUCCCGCUGUUGAUUGAUGCUCAUCCUAGUUCCCAUGGUAACGGUUGUUUGGCAGAAGGGCUUGUGGUCAGCAGUAAGAGAAUUCAUCCUAAAUGGGGCUUAAUUGGUAAAUCUUUCAUCCUUGUCAUUAUUGAAAUUAUAAGGAUAG
Molecule: messenger RNA, 995 nt
Organism: Scomber japonicus (chub mackerel)
Lineage: Eukaryota; Metazoa; Chordata; Actinopteri; Scombriformes; Scombridae
Gene: trpt1
Product: tRNA phosphotransferase 1
Exons: 7
Coding region: 101-790 (229 amino acids)
Biological process (GO): tRNA splicing, via endonucleolytic cleavage and ligation
Molecular function (GO): tRNA 2'-phosphotransferase activity
Source: RefSeq, a predicted model, not a curated record